Molecule: messenger RNA, 7012 nt
Organism: Osmerus eperlanus (European smelt)
Lineage: Eukaryota; Metazoa; Chordata; Actinopteri; Osmeriformes; Osmeridae
Product: interferon-induced very large GTPase 1-like
Exons: 3
Coding region: 512-5911 (1799 amino acids)
Molecular function (GO): GTP binding
Source: RefSeq, a predicted model, not a curated record
CCUUAGUCUUGGGAGGAACUCAAAUGCGACCAGACCUCCUGUUCGUCUUGAAGUGAACAACCAAGAGGGAAAUACGAGGAUCCUGCCCCCUAGUGGUGGAUUCCUGCUCUGCACCCUUCCAGCUCAGCUUCAGAAGGCAAGAACACAAAGACAAGACAAGGCUACAUUGUCAGAUCCAGAAUCUCCUGUUCCAGAACCUCCAGAUCUUGCAGUAAAACUCAGGGAUCUUGGACUGGAUGAAACUUACUGGUUAAAGGUGUUUAUCUAUUAAUUAAAUAUUGUUAAUUUGACACCAAGUUCAAGUUUGACACCAUUGCAAUAUUUAAAUAAUACAGAGCAAAAAAAGAUUUAAAAACAUAUUCGCUUCACAUGGGGGAAAAAAACCCUUGAGGCAACUCAGUGAAAACUGACAACGAGCAAAUUGAAUCUUCUAAAAACAGACAAGAGGAAGUGAGACAAGGUUUAAAUAAUCUUUAAAAGUUGUCCACAGAAGGCAGAAACUGGAGCAGAUAUGUAUGUUGUUUCUGUUUCUGGAUUUCCUGAACUUGCCACAAACCUGCAACUAGCCAAGAAGAAACUGGAAGAUGCUCCAGGUGCAGGUAAUCCUGAAGUUCAAAAUGCCAAGGAAGAAACCACCAGAACUAUCACCCUGUCCUUGAAUGCAUUGUUAAAGACAUUUAGGAAGAGUAGUCAAGCAGAAGCAGAGUUGUUGAUUCUUACUAUAAUCAUGCUGUUGGGAUAUUGCAAGAAUUGUAAAAGAUUCAAUACCCUUCUGAGUUUGGAUGAAAUCAUCUUCCUUCAAGAUAAGCUUCAACUUGCGUACAAUCGAUUCUCAGAUCUGAAAGCAUCGAGUUUGGAAAAGGCACAGGCCUUCCUGUUUGUUACGGCUUUAACUGCAUCUACUGAUGAAGAUCUGGCUGUUACAUUCCAGGAGAAAAGUGAAAAACUACAGAUGAUUAAGACAAAGUUGAAAGAUAAAAUGUCACCCUCUAUUGAAUCAGCAAUUGAAGACACAGACCCCGACUUGAAAGAGCUUGAGAAAAAACUGAAUGCCAUUAUAGAUGGAACAGAACUCAUUGACAGUGGUGUCAAGCCAGAGGAAGUUAUAAAAGAUUUACUCCUGAAACCAGAUGGAUCUUCCUGGGAAGUUCGUGAAGAUGAGAAGACGGAACCAAGAAAGAAAACAACCAGAUGUAUGAAUUUACUCCAGAAACUGGGUCUAAGUGACAUGCUCCCCAAACGCAUGCAACAAAGUGAUGUUCUAGUGAUAGAUGCUUUAUCUCAGGAAGUUAAACCACCUCAAACAGAAAAUGAGCUGAGCUCUCAGUAUCUGUACAAACUGAUGAUGUUGGAUUAUAGGGCUAGAUUUCUGUCCUGCAAACCUGAACCGACUACCAUAGCUUCAGAGAACGUUGUUUUUGUUCAUGACGAUGAUGCUUUUUUUAACUUUGGCAAGGAAACCAUCCAAGAAGUACACAGUGAAGAGCAACACAUUUACCCGAUGGAUAUUCACAUGGCAGUUUUCCACUGUGCUGAUGAUUUUUUGAGGCAGUACAUAUUUUCAAAACUCUCCAGUUGCCAGUUUGGCCUGCCCCUGCUGGUACCUAAUCCCUUUACACAGGAAACUGAAUUCCCUCUCUGGGCCCUUCGGAACAUCAAGAAGUCAUGGCAAAGUAAAUCUAAAACAGACAGCCCUGGUAAAUACCAGAGCAGACACAUGUUUAAUACACCAGUGCCAGUUGUAUCCUUCAUCAGAUUGGGAGAGUCGUCCAUUUCCAAGUCCCAGAUCUUGAACAGUGUCAUUAGCAAACAAAAGCACAAUGUGUUUUUCCAUCGUCAUUGCAAAGGCAGCACCCGAGACUGUCUCCUCAUGGACGGAGUUGUGGAGAUCGCCUGGUACUGUCCAGCGGGGAAGGAAGAUGAUGUUUUCGACGAUUGUGUGGCUUUUCUGAACCUUCAUGGUGAUGCCAGAGACCAUCCACAGCAACUUGAAUUCAUGCAGUCAGUGAGCACUGUGAAUGUUGUUCUACUUUCAGAACAUCCCUUAGAUGAAAAAAACAAAGACAUUUCCAAGAAUCUUUUCAAGUCUCCUGUCCCUCUGAUUGUCCUUUUCUCCGGACAGGAAAAAUGUCCGACUUUAGAAAACCCAACAAAGGUGAGAUUAGCUGCCAAAAACAGGAACGAGGCUGAGCUGAACAAAGAAAUAAUAUCACACAUCCAACACUGUGUCAACACGUACGAAAAGAAGACAAGCAUUGAACUAUUUUGUGACGAAGCAAGAAAACAUGAGUUUAAAGUUGACGAAGACAAGGAAUCCUGCAGAGAUGGUCGUGAACAAGCCGAGGAUUUGAUGUCCCUGUUGAGGGAGGAAAGAUCAUCAAGUCUCAAGGAGAAACUUUUACCUCUCCAAGGAAAGCUGUGGCAUGAUUGGUGCCAGAAAGAUAAGGAUCAGUAUCGUCUGCAAUGCAAAAGACAGAAUGGUUUGGAAAGUCAGUUGGACGCCAUCAAGCAUGAGAAGGCCUCUAUUCGAAAGGCACAGCUUGAGGCAGCUUCACCAACCAAUGAUUUCAUGAAGUCAUUUAUAAACUGUUUAACAUCCCCACAUCAUUCACAAGAGACACAAUUAUACAUGCUGCAGUGGCUGAGAAUGUUCCUGGAUGAAUUCAACUUGGAUGCACUUUCAGGACUUGAGGAAGAGUACCGCUCAACAUGGGAAACAUUUAAAUGUGGCCCCAAGUCUGGAGGAAGAUCGACCAACAAGGAUGAAGGAGGAUCAACUGACACAGAUCCGCUGCUAACGAAAUUGAACACGAUAUCUGACAAAAUGACUGCUACCACCAUUGAACUUCAGCACAUCAUGAGAGAAACAAGCCAGAUGUAUGAAGUUUUCAAGCCUACAAUUAAACCUCAGAUGGAGACAUAUGAACUUAUAGAGGCUCUUCCUGCAAUAGGAGCUGAGAUGCUGAUGUCUGGGUUGCCACUAGAGCUGAUGGAUGGAGAUGCGGCCCACGUGCCUCUGUUGUGGAUUCAGGCUGUCCUGGACCGUCUUACUGAAACACUUGGAGACAAGAAGGUGUUUGUGCUGUCGGUUCUUGGACUGCAGAGCUCUGGGAAGUCCACACUACUGAAUGCCAUGUUUGGUCUUCAGUUCACCGUGAGCGCAGGCAGGUGCACAAGAGGAGCCUUCAUGCAGCUAAUCAAGGUGGACCCGGCCUUAGUGGACCAGCUGAAGUACGAGUAUGUUCUGGUGUUGGACACAGAGGGCCUGAGAUCACCUGAGCUCAGUACUAAUACAUCCCUCAGUCAUGACAAUGAACUGGCAACUUUUAUCAUCGGAAUAGGUGACAUCACCAUCAUAAACAUCAUGGGCGAAAACCCAUCUGAAAUGCACGACAUCCUGCAGAUUUGUGUCCAGGCAUUCUUGAGGAUGAAACAAGUUAAAAUCACACCAAGCUGCAUCUUUGUGCACCAGAAUGUUGCAGAGGCCUCAGCCGGCGAGAAAAACAUGGAGGGAAGAAUAAAUCUCCUGGGGAAAUUAGAUGCUAUGGCUGUAACUGCAGCAAAAGAGGAGCAACUUGACUCUGUCACUGGCUUUAGUGAUAUAAUCCAGUUUGAUGUAAAGACUCAAGUAUUCUACUUCCAGGGGCUUCUAGAGGGAGACCCCCCGAUGGCCCCUCCCAACCCCUCCUACAGCCAGAACGUUCAGCAGCUGAAGAACAAGGUGCUCUCCAUCGCACAGUGGAGGUCAGGCAGUCGAUUUUCCACAUUAUCUGAAGUAAAAGGUCGGAUUGGGGACCUAUGGGAUGGUCUUUUGAAGGAAAACUUUGUGUUCAGCUUCAGAAAUACACUUGAAAUUAUGGUUUACAGUGAUUUGGGAAAAAAGGUUUCUGAAUGGUCCUGGAAACUGAGAAAACAUGCCCUGGAAAAAGAGAACGAGUUGCACAACCAACUUCAAAGCAACAUCAUCGAGGACGUGAAUCACAAAGAUCUGUGUGUUGAUGUUGAUCAAGUUUACAAUCCCUUGAAAGAGGAAAUAGACACAUACUUUAAGGAAAACAAAAACUCAGAAAUCCUUAUACAAUGGAAAGUAACCAUUGACAAGCGGUUGAAAAAUCUGAACGGGGAGCUCAUUCAAGACAUCCUAAAGAAAUGCAAAGAUGUCAUCACAAUCAGGAAAAGCAGAUCAGAACUUGACCAAAGAAAUUCUGAUUAUGAGGCAGAAUUGCUCAAAAUGAGCAAAAACUUGGCAUCCAAACUAAAAGACCAGAGGCUUACCGACCAGGACGUGGAGGAGCAGUUUAACUCAAUCUGGACGGACUGGAUCAUCAGAGUGGCAAAUGAAAAACCUCCAGAGAAACGUGUUAAUGUUACAGCUGCAGUGGAAGAAGUCUUACAAACUCAUUUUUCUAAUCAGAAUGACAUCAUUGGCAAUAUUAGAAGUGAAAGGGGCCCAUUUAUGUUGCAUGUUAAACGACACGUAAAUCUAUUGUGGUGGAUGUUACGGAAUAAAAGGCAUCCGUUACACAGAAAUAUAGUUUACUGUAUGAGUAAGUGUACACAACAAGUGACAAACAGUGUCAACAGAUAUAUCACUGGGAAAGAAGCUGAAGGUAGAGAUUUCAAUGACAGCUUUAUUCAUGAAAUAUUAAGCAUCAUAAAAAGUGAGAUUAACAGUUUCACAGAGUCCAAUCAGUUUAAAUCCACAAAAGAAUACCUAACUGACCUGUCUGUUCAUCUGUGCAUCAAAGCAGUUCCAACAUUUGAUAGGAUGCAUUCAUCGUUCAGGAAAACAGUAGAUCCUCUAACAUACUUGAAAAGCAAACAAGAUCAGUACCUUCAGAUGUUCAAGAACUUUUGCAAAGGAGCAAACUCCAUCACCAUUUUUGCUGAUUUCCUCUGUAAACAGCUGGAACCAGCAACCAAACAGCAAAUGAAUCAGAAAACCAGUUUUCAGAUUUGUGAUUCAUUAAGAUACAACCAUCCAGCCUUUAAUGGAAACAGAUCAAACCUUGAGAAUCACAUGCUGAAACAUCUUGCAAAAAAGAAAAGCUUUGAAGACUUUGUGGAAUACAUUGACCAACCAAAGACCUAUUUUGAAAAAUUCAUCCAAGAACACGUGGAGACAUUUUGUACAAAUGACAAAAUGACAAACCUGCUUGUUGAAAACCUACAUUUCCUGGAAAGUGUGGUUUUAACAGUGAAUACAGAUGUAACAGCAGAAGUGGUUACACAACGUGGUGAUGCCAAAACAUGGCUUGACAGUUUCUGUAAGAAACUUGGAACACACAUGGUGAUAAAAAGAGAAGAUCUGAAAAGCAUUGAAAAUGAAGAUAUUCAGAACCUGACAGAACUCAAAAAGAUGAUGGCAAAAUGUCUUAAUGAGAUGGUGGAGAAGAUGAAAGAACAAGAAGAGCAGAAUUCAGGAAAAGAGUCUUUUACAACUUUGAAAAGCCAAGCCACCAAGCACAUGUUAGAUCAUCAUAAAGGAUGUUGGGCCCAGUGCCCAUUCUGCAGAGCCACCUGCACAAACACCAUCCCUGACCAUGAUAGUGAUCACAGUGUUGUGUUUCAUCGCCCUGAAGCUCUAUCUGGCAAGUCUUGGAAAGAUACUGAUUAUUUUACUACUGCUCAUUUUUCUAUUGAGUUCUGCACCACAUCUGUAAGCAGUAAUGCUUCAUUCAGAUGUCAGACUGGUAUUUGGCCCUACAAGAAAUACAGAAAAGCUGGUAAACCUUAUAAUCAAUGGAGCAUCACUGCAGAUGGUAGCAAUCAGAGUUACUGGAAAUGGUUCCUUUGUACAUUUCAGUCUCAGUGGGAGAAAAGUAACAGAUUAAGAUUUGCUGGUUUAGGUGAAAUCCCUCAGAGCUGGAGACAGAUCACCAGAGAAUCAGUACUGGAAGAACUCAAGUAACUGUCCCAGCAAAUAUAGGACAAACCAUGACCAUGAAAUUCAUCAAACUAUUAUAACUACUUUUAAUUAAUCACUUGUAAGAGUUACUUGAAAGAACUCAAGUAACUGUCCCAGCAAAUAUAGGACAAACUAUAUUUAAUUACUCACUUGUAAUUAAUCCCUUUAUUGUUAUGAUUAUCAAACUGUGCACAGAAGGCCAUGAAGGGAGAACAUUUGUGUCUGUCCACCAGAGAAUCAUUUUCAUAUCACAGUUUGAAGCAUGAAAUGGGUCAAUAGAUGGACGUUGUUGUAAUGAAAUUCAGUUUAUAUUGUGAGAUUACUUUGAACCACCAGUGGUCAGGAAUACAUGACUGGACAUCUCUGAUAACUAGGAAGACGUGAAGAGAUGUAAAGGCCCUGUUGUUGAGCUGAGAUGUGGUGACUUUGCACUGUGCCUGGUAAAUACAGAUCAGUCCUUGACUCUGAUCACCUAAAUAAUGUUAUAAAUCUGCACUUCUGAUCCUUGAUCUUCUGCUGUACUUUCUAUAUUAACUGUUUGUAUUCUAGCUUUGGAUAAGUGUCUGCUAAAUGAAUACCAUGAUGUAAAUGUUUGGAUUUGGAACAAAAAGUAAACCUGUAACUAAACGUAGAGAUGUGUGUUUGCUGUGAACAAUGUACCUUGAAGUCUCAGAGAAGGGGGUCCGACCACAGAAAGAUGAUAUUAUAUUACAUAAUUUAUAUCUAUGAGGAUAAACGUAAAGAGACAUAGAUGAUGUCUGCCAUUUUGUAUGAAUAUUAUAUGUUGGUCACACAUGUAGGAAUGUGCUAGAAAAGUUUAUGCUACUGCAAUAUUAUCUUAUAUCCAAACAUUAUUAGUCUAUAGAGAUCAGAGUAACACAAAGACAGUUGUAAUCCAUUAAAAUUCCUCUGUGUUAAUUGAAACUGAAUAUCCAGCUCUCUGAAGAGAGAACCUUGUAUAGUUUAUCUUCCUACAGCCUUAUUGGUAAUACUUAUGACUUGUUGACACAAUGAUUGUCCUUCUUGGAUAAAUAACUAAAUCCUUAUUAUGAUUUUAUGUAUGAAUUCUGUGAGAAACUGAUGCAACACAUGGAAUUAAACACA